UAAGAAUACAAAAAGAACAAAAAGUGUAAUGUUCAUCUCUUUAUUAGUAGUAAAGAGAGAUAGGAAAAGCAAAAGGCAGUGGCUUGUUGUUUAAAAAAGAAAGAACCCUAUUCUUCCCUAUUUGCAUCGCAUUUGUUCUUCAAUCGAAUGUUCCAUGCAAAGAAAGGCGCGACUAUGAAUUCGCACGAGAGACCCAUAGCCGACUCUGGUCUUGUCUUAACUACCGACCCUAAACCUCGCCUGCGUUGGACCGUCGAACUCCACGAACGCUUCGUGGAUGCUGUUACGCAACUGGGCGGCCCGGACAAGGCCACUCCAAAGACCAUUAUGAGAGUUAUGGGUGUCAAGGGUCUUACUCUUUACCACCUCAAAAGCCAUCUUCAGAAAUUCAGACUCGGAAAGCAGCCUCACAAGGAGUUUAAUGAUCCCUCGAUUAAGGAUGGUCCAACGUUAGAUCUUCAAAGGAGUGCAGCUUCUUCUUCUGCAAUCAUGGGUCGUAGUAUGAAUGAUAACUCACCCAUGGUUGAUGCAAUUAGGAUGCAAAUGGAGGUGCAGAGAAGAUUGCAUGAACAAUUAGAGGUUCAAAGGCAUCUUCAAUUAAGGAUCGAAGCACAUGGGAAAUACAUGCAAAACAUGUUAGAGAAAGCUUAUCAAACGCUUGCGGGUGAAAACAAUAUGGCCUCUGGAAGCUACAAAUUGGAGGUCGGGAAUUCAGAAAUGGGUUUUCCGCCAUUUCAAGACCUCAACAUUUAUGGAGGUGAGGAGCUGGAUAACAAUGAAAGCAUUUGUUUGGGAAGGAAGCGGUCUAGCCCUUACGGUGCGGGCAGCGGAAAGAGCCCGUUGAUGAUGUGGUCCGAUCAUCAUUUGGAUUCAAUCUCACUGGACAUUUACGACAACAAACCGCCACUUCAGGCCGAUAAGAAUUUCGAUGCAUCGACAAAGCUUGAAAGACCAUCGCCAAGACUCAUCAAUUCUGCAACUAUGUCACACCACACCAGUUCACCCUUUGCCUCAACCUAACUCUACUUUAGUAGCUCCAAUAUUAACAUACUAGGGUUUUUCUCCCGGAAACCUAAUAUAUUGUCAUUCUCACGUUACCUUCUCCAUGUAUCAUCAUCAUCAUCUACAUAAACUAUAAUUCUAUGCAUGCCAAUAUCAUCAAAUUAAAUUGCAUUUAUUAACCA
This is a messenger RNA of Mercurialis annua (annual mercury), 1184 nucleotides long. RefSeq names its product myb family transcription factor IPN2. The transcript has 6 exons. Gene Ontology annotation, molecular function: DNA binding; DNA-binding transcription factor activity. The record is from RefSeq and is a predicted model, not a curated record. NCBI's taxonomy places the organism in Eukaryota, Viridiplantae, Streptophyta, Magnoliopsida, Malpighiales, Euphorbiaceae. Bases 148 to 1020 code for a protein of 290 amino acids.